This is a messenger RNA of Truncatella angustata, 2331 nucleotides long. Its product is annotated as major facilitator superfamily transporter. Bases 216 to 1874 code for a protein of 552 amino acids. Gene Ontology annotation, molecular function: transmembrane transporter activity. NCBI's taxonomy places the organism in Eukaryota, Fungi, Ascomycota, Sordariomycetes, Amphisphaeriales, Sporocadaceae. The record is from RefSeq and is a predicted model, not a curated record. Gene Ontology annotation, biological process: transmembrane transport. The transcript is spliced from 6 exons.
CAUAUGAUGAAUUCUCGGGACGGCAUCGGCCUGUUGCGCCCUUCCAGCGAUGUCGUUUGUCUUGUUCACAAUCUCGUCUGGUCAUAGAAACUACCAGUGUUUCCGCAGGAACUCCAAAUAUGCCCACUGCGAAACUGUCAUCUCUCUUCUGAUGCCACAAUGCGUCAUGACCUCCGGUAUAAUAAUUGUUCUAUUCAACAUCCUAGAUUACCAUUAUGUCUAAUGAGAAGGUGGUCGACGUGGAAGCCGGUUGGACCGUACGGCCACAUGAUGGCCGACAUCACAGUCACAUCUCCCAAGUGGUGCAGAGGUUAGAUACUGAAGACGCUGAUGAGGCGUAUGGUGGAGCUGCAACUCAUCAUGCCACGAACAUCAAUGACAACCCUGCACAAAUAAUCAUAUCUUGGGCGGCAGACGACAAGGACAACCCAUAUAACUGGCCGAAAUCGAAGAAGUUGCCAUUUGUACUCUCAACUAUGAUCUUGGUUGUGAACAGCACAAUGGGCAGCUCAUUACCAAGCAUGGCGAUUCCGUACAUGAUGGCAGAGUGGGGGAUCGCUGAUCAAGAACAGAAAGUUCUUCCCAUAUCGACUUAUCUUAUAGGAUAUGUGUGUGGUCCUAUAAUAUGGGGUCCAUUAAGCGAGCAAUAUGGCAGAAAGAAUUUGACAUUGGUGACCUUCACGCUGUUUAGCGGAUUUACAUUGGGUUGUGCGCUUGCCCCGAGUUGGUCUGCAUUCUUGGUCUUCAGAUUCUUCACAGGUGCAGUUGCCAGUUCACCUAUAGCCAUCGUUGCAGGCCAGCUUGCGGACACUUUCGAUGACCCUGUUACGCGAGGCCGUGCUUUUGCCUGGUUUAUGGCCAUGACCGUCUUUGGACCUCUUCUCGCACCAAUUAUAUCCGGUUUUUGUUCGACAACAAUCGGCUGGCGUUGGAGCUUUUGGAUCGGCCUAAUCUAUGCCGGAUUUUCACUGCUAGUAGUGCUGAUAAUCGUACCCGAAACGUAUGGGCCCAAGCUGCUUGCUAUAAGAGCCCGGAAAAUGCGAAAAGAGACAGGAAACCCGAACAUAUUCGCAGCUUCUGAGCUAGAGAGUCGUGACCUGAGUACUGUCGUCAGUCGUGUGCUCACUAGGCCACUCCGCAUGCUCUACUCGGAACUUAUCGUCACUUCCACGUGUAUGUACCUAGCCUUGUGCUACGCUAUAUUCUACAUGUCGUUUCAAGCUUUCCCGAUCAUCUUUCAACAGCUGUAUGGCCUCGCACCCGGUGUCACCGGGCUGUGCUUUCUCUCAAUCGGAAUCGGCGCCUUGCUAGCACUGCCAGUCUUCUACGCUUAUGAUGGGUAUCUCCGCCGCGCUCAAAACCAGAAGAAAGCCUGGAGUAGACAAGAAGAAUAUCGUCGAGUACCUCUUGCUUGUAUCGGUGGGCCGUUGUUCGUUAUAUCACUCCUCUGGCUCGGAUGGUCCGCAAGAACGAAUACUACUUUUGUAGUUCCAAUGCUGGCAGGAAUUCCAUUUGGAUUGGGCUUUCAAUUGAUCUUCAUGGCACUAUUGAACUACCUCACAGAUGCCUAUGAGAUAUAUGCUGCAAGUGCGAAUGCGGCUGCAAGUGCCACACGAUCUCUGGUUGCCGUCGUCCUGCCUUUUGCUACCACACCAAUGUUUCAACGGCUGGGAAUCGGAGGGGCGUGCAGUGUCUUAGCAGGACUGAGUUUAUUCAUGUGCUUCAUUCCGUUCAUAUUCCUCUGGAAAGGGGAGCAAAUCCGGGAAAGGUCCAAGUUCUGCAUCAUGUUAAAGCAAGAGAAGGAGGCACAUGCUCGAGAAGCCGAUGGUGGUCAGAGAAGCAGCCAGCUCGGACACGUUCCAGAGCAUACCUAGGUAUACCUGUCUGCAAGCUAGGUCUUUUAAGGGACUGUAACGGCCAGCGAGUUAUAGUAGAAACGAGUCGGACCGCUCGGGGUAAUCUUACGUGGGCCCCACAUGUCAAUACGAGCUAGGCAAAACACGAUAUACAUUCAGGCAGAAAGAUACUUCAUAAACCAUGCCUAACUGCGGCCAUAUUCUGGUGGAUAUGAAACACAGUAUUGAUAUCAGGCUUGUUUAAAAAUAACCUAUCAUGAUAUGGGGUUUCAAGAACGGAUUAAAUUUCUUAGUAUAAUGUAAUCGCAACUCCACGCUAUUACCAGCAUAACCAGAUAACUUAUUUCUUUCUCUACUAGCUCAUAACAUAGAGCUAUAAAUAAUUAUAACCGUAGGCGUACCAUAUUCAAGGUAUUUUCCGUCGGUAUGUAUAUUGCCUGCGGUACCCACUCCGAAACUGAUGCCAUCAAUUCGA